CUGCCCAGACUUGAAGCCACACAGGCAGGUCGGGCAGGCGGGUCGCAGGUUGUAAAUCCAUGUGGCGGGGGCUUUGGACCCUGGCGGCCCAAGCGGCACGUGGGCCUCGCAGAUUGUGCACGCGCCGGAGCAGCGGCGCACCAGCCCCCGGCUCCGGCGCCACCAUCUUCGCGCUAAGCUCUGGCCAAGGCCGCUGCGGCAUCGCAGUGAUCCGGACCAGCGGCCCCGCCAGCGGCCACGCCCUCCGAAUUCUCACAGCACCCCGAGACCUGCCCCUUGCUCGCCACGCCAGCCUGCGCCUGCUCAGCGAUCCCCGCUCCGGGGAGCCUCUGGACCGCGCACUGGUGCUCUGGUUCCCAGGUCCCCAGAGUUUCACCGGUGAGGACUGCGUGGAGUUCCACGUGCAUGGAGGCCCGGCAGUGGUGAGCGGCGUCCUGCAGGCCUUGGGCAGCGUGCCAGGGCUUCGACCGGCGGAGGCAGGCGAGUUCACCAGACGGGCGUUCGCCAAUGGGAAGCUGAACCUGACCGAAGUGGAGGGGCUGGCGGACCUUAUCCACGCGGAAACAGAGGCGCAGCGGCGGCAGGCCCUCAGGCAGCUGGACGGAGAGCUGGGCCACCUCUGCCGUGGCUGGGCCGAGACCCUCACCAAAGCUCUGGCCCACGUGGAGGCCUAUAUCGAUUUCGGCGAGGAUGACAACCUGGAGGAGGGGGUCCUGGAGCAAGGUGGGUCUACCUGGUGGUGGGGGAGGAAGACACCUCAUAUCAGCCCUCAAAGGCUCCCCUCACUGUCUCUCUCUGCCUGCCUUCUCUCACCCACAGCCGACAUCGAAGUACGGGCACUGCAGGUGGCCCUGGGUGCACAUCUACGAGAUGCCAGGCGCGGGCAGAGGCUCCGCUCAGGGGUGCACGUAGUGGUCACUGGACCCCCCAAUGCGGGCAAGAGCAGCCUAGUGAACCUGCUCAGUCGGAAGCCUGUGUCCAUCGUGUCCCCGGAGCCAGGGACCACCCGUGACGUGCUGGAGACCCCAGUCGACCUGGCCGGAUUUCCUGUGCUGCUGAGCGACACGGCUGGGUUGCGGGAGGGCGUGGGGCCCGUGGAGCAGGAGGGCGUGCGGCGCGCCCGGGAGAGGCUAGAGCAGGCUGACCUCAUUCUGGCCAUGCUGGAUGCUUCUGACCUGGCCUCUCCCUCCAGUUGCAACUUCCUGGCCACCGUCGUAGCCUCUGUGGGAGCCCAGAGCCCCAGUGACAGCAGCCAGCGCCUCCUCCUGGUGCUGAACAAGUCGGACCUGCUGUCCCCGGAGGGCCCAGGUCCCGGUCCUGACCUGCCCCCGCACCUGCUGCUGUCCUGUCUGACGGGAGAGGGGCUGGACGGCCUCCUGGAGGCGCUGAGGAAGGAGCUAGCUGCAGUGUGUGGGGACCCGUCCACAGAUCCCCCGCUGCUGACCCGAGCAAGGCACCAGCACCACCUCCAGGGUUGCCUGGAUGCCCUCGGCCACUACAAGCAGUCAAAAGACCUGGCCCUGGCGGCAGAGGCGCUGCGGGUGGCCCGGGGUCACCUGACCCGGCUCACAGGUGGAGGGGGUACCGAGGAGAUCCUGGACAUCAUCUUCCAGGACUUCUGUGUGGGCAAGUGACGGGAUCCAGGGAAGUCGCACCCAAGCUGCGUGGAGACCCAGGAGCCUCGGGGGAUCUGGAAACAGUUUAGGCCAAUUGGGAUUCUCAUUCGCCUGGGAAAGAACUUGAUUCUCAAAUAGUGAAGCAACACAGCUGAGAGGUAGUGAGAUCCCUGCAGGGACUCCCUGGAGAUUCAGGCCCUGGAAUGGGGCUGAAUGGAGGUCCCGUUCGACCCUUGAUGCUGGGGCAUCCGGGUUGGGAUGGAGAUAGGAGGAUCUCAGUAUAUUUGUUUCGUAGUUUUUUAUUUAUUUUGCAAAUACCAAAGGAAUGUAAAAAAAACUCAGGUGAUCUAGAAGUGUUUAUUUUCUUCCCUUCCCUUCCCUUCCCUUUCCUUUUCCCUUUCCCUUUCCCCUUCCCCUUCCCCUUCCCCUUCCCCUACCCUUCCCUCCUCUGUCUAUUGCCCAGGCUGGAGUGCAGUGGUGCGACCUUGGCUCACUGCAACCUCCAUCUCCGGGGCUCAAGCGCUUCUCCUGCCUCAGCCUCCUGAGUAGCUGGGAUUACAGGCAUGUGCCAGCAUGCCCGGCUAAUUUUUUUCUUUUUUUGAGACAGAGUCUCGCUCUGUCACCCAGGCUGGAGUUCAGUGGUGCGACCUCGGCUUACUGCAACCUCCACCUCCCGGGUUCAAGUGAUUCUCCUGCCUCAGCCUCUUGAGUAGCUGGGACUACAGGCGCACACCACCACGCCAGGCUAAUUUUUGUAUUUUUAGUAGAGACAAGGUUUCACCAUGUUGACCAGGCUGGUCUUGAACUCCUUGACCUCAGGUAAUCUGCCUACCUUGGCCUCCCAAAGUGCUGGGAUCACAGGCGUGAGCUAUCACACCUGGCCCCAGAAGUGUUUCAACAUGGAAAUUUUCCUUAGCCCUUCUGUGGUUGUCAUGGCUUAAUGUGUGUCUUUCCAGAACUUUGAAUGUUUGCAUACUUGUGGAUGUACCUUUCAAAUAUGUUUGUCUUGUGUAUCAUAUAUAAAUGGUAUUGUGUUCAUUGCUCUA
Molecule: messenger RNA, 2662 nt
Organism: Homo sapiens (human)
Lineage: Eukaryota; Metazoa; Chordata; Mammalia; Primates; Hominidae
Gene: GTPBP3
Product: GTP binding protein 3, mitochondrial
Exons: 8
Coding region: 60-1634 (524 amino acids)
Biological process (GO): mitochondrial tRNA modification; tRNA modification
Cellular component (GO): mitochondrion; cytoplasm
Molecular function (GO): GTP binding; GTPase activity
Source: RefSeq, marked reviewed